AUGCCUGGGAGUGAGCAAAGCAGACGCCAUUCACGUCCUUCUCAUGAUAGCAAACCCGAAGAACUUGGCACUGAUAAAGAUGUUCCAGAUGAUGAGCAUGAAGCAUCCGAGGGAGUCCAUAUUGCAUUUAGCAAAGUCCUUGAAGCUCUGAAUGCACUCAGCAACAAAUAUACUCUGAGUAUUGCCAACAAGCUCUAUGGAGACCAUUCCAUUGCCUUCAUUCAGAAAUUCAUUUCUCAUGCUCUAAACCUCUACCGGACAGAUGUAGAGGGAAUUAAUCUGAAGAAUGCCCCAGAGGAAAUGAGGAAAAUUAUCAAUGAUUGGGUUGAGACUCAGACACAAGAUAAAAUCAAGAAUCUCCUCCUCGGGGACAGCUUUGACUGCCAUGCCCAGCUGUUGCAACUAAAUGCUCUCUACCUCAAGGGACAAUGGAAGGUGAAGUUUAAUAAAGACCUUACAGUAGAAGCUCCAUUUUAUUCACAUUAUGCAACUAAGAAUGACUGCCGGACUGUGCAGAUGAUGAACAGGAAUGGUAUUUACAAUACAGCCACCUUUGAUGCCGGGGAUACUGAUGUUCAAGUGAUUGAGAUUCCUUACAAAGACAAUGAACUGAGCUUAUAUGUGAUGCUCCCAACAGACAGUGGGCCAGAAGCUCUCAAACAACUGGAAGAUUCUCUGACCCAUGAACACCUGCUUGACUGGGCCAGUCAUCUGAAACCUGAGGAGGUGGACCUUUUCAUCCCCAAAUUCAGCUUAGAAAAGAAAUUUUAUCUCAAUCAAUGCCUGGGUCUGCAUGAUCUUUCUGAUCCUAAAAAGGCUGACUUCUCUCAAGCAACAACCACAGAAGGAGUGACUCUUACACAGCUGGUCCAUGACGCCUUUUUUGAAAUCAAUGAAGAGGGUUGCGAGGAAGUAGAGGACCCACGUUUGUGCCGGGAUAGGCGUUCACAUCGAAAAGCCCUGGAAUUUAUGGUUGACCAUCCUUUCCUUUAUUUUAUCUACCAUAAAUGCACCCAGAGUAUCAUUCUCUUCGGCAAAUUCUCUAAACCAGAAUAAAAGGACCCAUGUGAUUCAUACAAAGCACACACACACACAUAGGAGCGCGAAUACGGAAAACCUAUUUUUGAUUAUGGCAGUCCUCUGGAUUUUUUCCUCUUUGCCACAUUCUCUGGACUGCUUAGUCUUUGCAGAGAUUUGGGACAAAGAAGCUUUCUACUUGGUGGUAGGCCAAAUUCUUACAGUGCAACCAGAACGCUUCAAGGCUUCAUGCCCCGUCUUUUACUGUGUAUAACUGUUCAGCUUUUUUAAAAAAACAGUCUUCCUCCUGAUCUUUUCUUGAGAUCCAGAUUGUCACAUGUUAGCAUAUAAUUAAAUACCUGCAACUGAGGAGGAACACAGCCACUUCUUUUUUACAUGGAGAUCUUAUCAGCACCACAUUUUUCUCUUGCGAUAAAGUCAGUCCAAACAGAGUGCAGCAAAAAUGAGAUUUGGUGUGGUGUGCCACUAUCUUUGGAAUCUGCUUCUUGACACCAGCCUUCCUAUUGCUUCACGAUAUAGCCUGCCUAAGUAAUCCAUUUCCUAAAGUCAGCAUAAUAGUGUCAUCCUACCUACCCAAAUGGAAGUGAGCCUCUCUGAAAUCAGUGGCAUAUAUUUCUGUGUAAACAUGGAUGAGGUUUCACUGCCUCCAUCUACACUGCCAUAGAAAAUCCAGAUUAUCUGAUUUGAACUGGAGUAUAUGGUGGUGUAGACUCAUAUAAUCCAGUUCAAAUCAAAUAAUGUGGUUUAUCUGAUUUGAUAAUAUGGAUUAUAUGGCAGUGUGGAUCCAGCCACUGUUAAAAUAUAAUAUGGUAUGGUUGUUUUAAAGAGCAAGUAUCAACAAUGAAAAAUCUCUAUGACUUUUGCUUUGCAUUGCAAGAUGGAAAUCUCUACUAAAUCUUUUUCCUUGACUUGAACUGUAGCUUUUAUAUCACAAUAAACUAAGCAUU
Anolis sagrei ordinatus is the source of this 1985-nucleotide messenger RNA. The record is from RefSeq and is a predicted model, not a curated record. Lineage: Eukaryota; Metazoa; Chordata; Lepidosauria; Squamata; Anolidae.